Messenger RNA from Mesorhabditis belari, 720 nucleotides. The record is from the annotation of a GenBank genome assembly. Lineage: Eukaryota; Metazoa; Nematoda; Chromadorea; Rhabditida; Rhabditidae.
AUGACCAAGUAUCGCUAUUUCAACGAUUCCCUUCUCUUACAGAUCUAUGCUCUUUACAAAGGGGACGACGUUCUCCGUUUGGAUGCCGAGUGUGCUGAAGGGAACAAUCCACAUCCAAAGAAUCUCAUUCAAGGUUCAAUCUACCUAAGCGUCGGCUCAUUCUUCAUCACUUUGUACGCAUUUUGUCUGAUUGCAAUGGCACAAGAAAAGUUUAUGAAAAUCAUUUGCUACAGAAUAUUAUUUGUCGUCGGUUUUGUCGAUAUUUUCAGUCUGGUUCCAAGCUCGAUUUUGCCCGGCUAUUUUCUGGUGAUGGGCUACUCGUUUUGCGACAGUCCACUGCUGAAUCUCUGGAUUGCAACACUGUGCUUCGCCGAUUGGUGCGUCUAUUGUGCGUUGAGUGUGGUGUUGGGGGUAAAUCGCUGUGUCGAUUUUAUCGGUCCCCAGUUGCAGCAGAUUGCUAUUCAAUGCUUUGGGAUUUGCACGACGGUGAUGAUCACCGGCAUUUUCUAUUGUACAAUUUGCUCGGGUUUCAUCGUGCUUCCUCCAAUCAUGUACCUCGUCACUAAUGGCUCGUGGCAAUUCUCGAACAGUUCAAUGGCGAUUUUCUAUAUGGUGGUAAACAAAUCGAUGCGUAGAGAAGUGCUCAAACUUAUCUACCGAAUCACCCCGUUGGGAAGAAUUCAGCGAUACAAAGUCACCUCAUCGUCAAAUCAGACUGCU